AUGCUGCAGCAGAAUGUACGCGCGCACAAGGAGCUGCUGCAACAGUCUGAGGCUGUGCCUGCGCUGCUGCAUGCACUGGAGGAGGUCUGGCUCAACACCUGCUCGGCAGAAAUCCUCUUCUACCUUGCUGACAGCCCGGUGCCUGGCGGUCUCGAUCGACUGCGCAUGAGCGACGGGGCGGCGAUACUCGUCUCCUACAUCACGCGGAACAUUCAGAAUCGACGCAAGCGCAUGCGAAGCUACGGGCCGACUGCUGCAGAGUACCCCCCUUUCCACGAGGUGGCAGCCAUCUACUAUGCUGUGCAGCUGCUCAUACUGCUCGCUGUGCGGCCGGACGGUGGUGGGGAUGACUCCGAGGACGAUGCGCUGAAGCUAGGGCUGCCAGUGCCCACUCAGGACAUAGUGGAAUUGGUGCAGACUGUUCUCGGUCUAAUGCCUCCGGCCAAACUGGCCGCGGCUGUGCAAAAGCUCGUGAACUGCUGCCCCGAGGCGCGCGCAGCACUAGAAGAACAAGUGCUCUCUCAGGACAGUCGUGGAACCGGGUGCUUUUCCAUUGCAUGGGCCUUCAUGAAAAAGGCGAUGGAGGAUCCGCGGGAAACACCUCUGGCCAAGAGCGAAAAGGCUGUAUAA
This is a messenger RNA of Coccomyxa subellipsoidea C-169, 630 nucleotides long. RefSeq lists its product as hypothetical. NCBI's taxonomy places the organism in Eukaryota, Viridiplantae, Chlorophyta, Trebouxiophyceae, Coccomyxaceae. The coding region runs from base 1 to 630 and encodes 209 amino acids. The transcript is spliced from 6 exons. The record is from RefSeq and is a predicted model, not a curated record.